Scomber scombrus (Atlantic mackerel) is the source of this 4300-nucleotide messenger RNA. It is a transcript of the gene desi1a, whose product is annotated as desumoylating isopeptidase 1a. Gene Ontology annotation, biological process: protein modification by small protein removal. Bases 739 to 1245 code for a protein of 168 amino acids. The record is from RefSeq and is a predicted model, not a curated record. Gene Ontology annotation, molecular function: peptidase activity. NCBI's taxonomy places the organism in Eukaryota, Metazoa, Chordata, Actinopteri, Scombriformes, Scombridae. The transcript has 6 exons.
GUGUGUGUGUGUGUGUGUGUUUUUAAUAAUGUAACGCUUUGAGAUUCACUGCAUAAGAAAAGUGCAGUACAAAUUAAAUGCAAUAUUAUUAUUGUUAUUGUAAAAAAGAAACUUCCUAAAUUCAACCAUGAUGAAGUUCAAACGAUAACUUCUCUUCUCCGUAUACUGACACUCAUAAAAUAAUUGAACUGUGGCUCAACUUUUACAAAAAUCACAUUGUUCAUUUUGACCAGAAAGCAGUUUAUUGUCAUCACCCUCCAGUGGUCAGCAGGAGUUCAUGACAAAACAUCCAUGACCGUGUCCCACUUUGAAAAGAGUCAAACUCAUAAAAUGACCUUUAAUCAAAAACAAUAACAAAAGCUCCUUAACUGUGAGGCACUAGACUGAUAACAUGUGGCACUUAAUACUUUGUUUACAAUGAAAAAAGACGAGAUAUUGAACUAUUUAUUUGUUGAGCCCUUACAAUCAAAAUGUGUCAAGUCAUUCAGCGGUAGCUAUGCUAUUUCCGGAAAUAAACGAACUCCCUUCAAAAUAAAGUUAUUUCUCAAGAAGUAACGCAAUAUGUUGUUGACGUUUCUCCGUAAAAACUUUAAUUUUGAAGACGAUGGGAUCGGAAGUUUAUUUUUUCACACGUAAUGACAUCAUUAUUAGCGGACCUCCCAGUCAGCUGUGCCAUUAGAGGUCCCUAGCUUUAGCCUGCUAACGAGAGAAGAAAAAGGCUGUUUCAGGGCUUAAAUUAUGGAUAAGAAUACUACGAGAUACAAUGUACAGCUGUAUAUUUAUGAUCUAUCGAGAGGAAUGGCGCGCAGCCUCAGUCCUAUCAUGUUAGGAAAGCAACUGGAUGGUAUAUGGCACACAGCUAUAGUGGCAUACGGUGAUGAGUUCUUCUUUGGAGGGGAGGGGAUCUCCAGCUGUUCGCCGGGUGGGACAAUGCUGGGUCCUCCAGACACAGUGGUGGAGCUGGGUGAGACCGAGGUGUCUGAGGAGAUCUUCAUGGAUUAUCUCUCUUCCCUGGGAGAAAGCACAUACAGGGGUGACAGGUAUCGUCUGUUUGAGCACAACUGCAACACCUUCACCAAUGAGGUCGCUCAGUUCAUGACGGGGAGGACCAUCCCUUCCUACAUCACCGACCUCCCAUCUGAAGUCCUCUCCACACCGUUUGGCCAGAUACUGCGGCCCAUUCUGGACUCGAUCCACAUCGCCCCUCCAGGAGGUAAUGUCAUCAACGGGGGAAGAAACAUCUGAUCUGGGAGAGCAGUGAUGUCAUUAAGUGUUUUUAAGGUCAUUUCCAUUGUAGUCAGUCUGUGAGAAGUCUCAAAUUCAUUAUCAUUUAUCAUAUUUCCUUAUGAUUUCCUCUAUAACGUGUAACUUGUAUCAUGAAUGCUACUUGUGAAGAACUCACUGUUCACCUCAUGAAGUUUGAGUGUCCAUUGAUGAGUUCAAAUGCAAUGUGGUGAUAAGUACUCAGACAGUAACAAAAGCUAAGGGAAUUUCAGGUUAUAAUAGCCAGAUAUGCUAACAGUCACAGUCCUGCACUAAAAGUUGAGUUUGAGGAAUGUUGCCUCCUUCAAAGUACAUCUGUGGAAAGUCAGAUAUCUGAGUAUUACACUUUUUCAGAAGUAACAACAUAUAUUUCAUCAACAAAUACUCUAACAAAUCGAGGCGCUGCAACUUUAUUUAGACUAUAAAGUGUAAAUAAGGUUGACUAUGCAAGGCUUAGUUUUACUCAUUGACUGUAUAUAAAUGGAUGUCAUGACGGCUCCCCAAAAGUGAAGCCAAAACAUCUCAAUCUCCUCCUGUUGGCUGGCUGCAACGUAGGUCACAAACUCCGCCCCCUCCAUGUUAAAAGAGUUGACACGAGCCAGACUAAAAAAGUGGUUGUGCCAUCAUGAUAGACAGCUUUGACAGCCGCUUUCACACCUCUGUCUGGUGGCGGGAUGACCAGACUACUGCGUAGACUCUGGUUCCAAAUGACAUCACACAAGCAAGAUGGCAGCUUCCGAAAAGGAGAUAUUUUGGCUUCACUUUUUGCAUAGCAGCAGGAGAUGAAGUCAUCCAUAUUUAUAUACAGUCAAUGGCUUUACUUCACAUCAUGCACUUUUUACUUCACUACAUUUAUCUAAUAGCUGUGAUUAAACAUGCAACAUUAAAAUACCUCUUGUACAUUGGUGCAUAAAGCUAAUUUAGUACUUUUAAACGUGCAAAACACUCCUUUAAUGAUAUUGCUUAAGUCAGAAAUGAAGUAUUUUCCCUUUUUAGGUAUUACAACGUUUAUUUAAUAAAAUAGUUGUUUUGACCACUGACAUUAUUAUACUGACAUAUCAGUUUUCACAGAUGUCCUUGCGAGAGUCAUCCUCUGCUGACUACAAUGGAAUUAAUCUGAGUUUGCAUAGAUAUAUUUAAUAUAUUGAUUUUCAAUGAAUGCAGGUUUAUGGAAAGCAAGAGCAGGAUAAAUUAAUUUUGGAAAGUCUUCUAAUGUCAAUCAUAUUUCAAUUAUGCACUUAUAUGUUUUAUUUUGUAGCUUCUAGUUGAUUUCGUAUCCGCAAUCAUUUUGUACUUGUAAAAUUUGACUUUUCUGUUUCUGUUUGAUUCAGCCUAACUGUGGUCGCCUCCUUACCUUACAUUAUCAUUCCAUUUGUCACACAGCUUCUGAUGUGACAUGCAGAAGGUGAUUGAUGCCUAAUUUACACUGAGGGUUAUAAGAUUAAAGGGGAUAUUAGAACUUGUUGAGUGUACAGCAGGACUGGGUUCAGUUCACUGUUAAUUCUAGUUAUUUCUACUUAUAUGAAAGUAAUCCCUGUGUAUUAUUUGUUAAUCGGUGAGUUGAUUACAAAUGCGUUUAUAGCAAGCAGGGCAAGAAAAAACAAGCCCCCGCAGCUCCACAGUGCUAUAAAUAAUUUCCCAGGCAAUCCUCAUCACAUUUUUAGCUCUUGAAAACAAAAAACAGCAUUUUUCAUUAUUUCUGAAAGCUUGAAUAAGAUGAAUGAAUUAGGGGUUUUGGUAUUAAAUCUACCCUCUGAUAUAAGUGAAAGUGAACUGCAUCGCAGCCCUGUUAUAUGACACAUGUUGUCAUAGGUGCCUCUUGGCUUGUGUUACCAGCUCCAAAGGGAGACGGUUAUUAUAGAUUUAUACGUUUUGUUAUUUUUUUGUUUUUUGUUGUUGCAUAGUUGCCAUUUGAUUAACACUAAAUCACACAUCUACAGGUGUUUUUUUAAUGUAAAGGUGACCAUAUUUAGAAUCUAAACACUGCUUUGUGUACAGUCUAAUUAAUAUCAAUCUGCUUGAGUCCUUUAACAGCUACCAGAGUGUGUUUGAUAUACAAUACACCUCUGUGCCUUCAUUUCCCUCUGCUUGGCUACAGGCAUACUGUUUGCGAGUUGGCUUGGUUUUAAUAGAGCACAGACGGUAUCUUCCACUGCAGUCUGUGUUAAGAACCUGAUGGUUAGUUUUAGAGUAUGAAACUCCAGAAAACCUUUAUUAAUAAACCUACAAUAAAGUGUUAGAACUAAUAACCCUCAAUCCAUUCAAUUCUUAACUGUAGGAAACAGUUGAAUUACACAACAUCUGGAUCCAGUAACACUCACAGCCUAUAAUCUCUGUGCAUUAUACUCUGCACUCUGCCAUCAGAAAGAACACAUACAGUAGUUCUUUAACUUCAACAGAACACACGGGUCACAUGCAGUAUCGGGUUUAUCAAAUUUAGAUAAUGGUACACACAUGAACCACACUGAACCUCACAAGCCUUUUUCCCUGCUUACACACACUGAAUAAUGAAGCACAGCAAAACAAGAAAUCUCAACGAAUGAUUAAACCAGCAUUAACUUUUAUUGUGUUCUCCUGCAAUAAAUGAACCUUAUACACACUAUACCUUCCAAGCAGUCACCAUCACUUGUCACUCAAGGCUUAAUUAUCUCUCCAGUGCACAUGCACAAAAAGAUUGGAUGUGCAAUUUUUUAAAAGGGUUAACCGAGGAUUAGGCUAUUUUUAGAGAAUAACAAAUUGAAGUUAAUUCCCCCUGAAAAGGCUGGAAAGCUCAGGUGAAUCUGGGUUGUGUUUUGCCUUCUGCUAACCAACUAACUGACAUGCUAACCUGACCAUAGAAAUGUAUUACUGCACAGGUCACCCUUCGUUGCUCUGAUGUAUGUUGCUACCGGCCGCUACCUGUAAUGUGACAUUGCAACAGAUAUUUAUGGAUAUUAUUCCCUAUUUAAGUAAUCUAAGUAUGGUAGAUAUGUUAAUGCAUAUUGUUUGUGUAAUUGUUUUUGUAAAUCUACCUAUACAUAAAGCCAUUGACUGCAAA